Saimiri boliviensis boliviensis (Bolivian squirrel monkey) is the source of this 2468-nucleotide messenger RNA. RefSeq names its product CERK like autophagy regulator (gene CERKL). Gene Ontology annotation, molecular function: lipid kinase activity. Gene Ontology annotation, biological process: sphingolipid metabolic process; phosphorylation. The record is from RefSeq and is a predicted model, not a curated record. NCBI's taxonomy places the organism in Eukaryota, Metazoa, Chordata, Mammalia, Primates, Cebidae.
CAGGACGCGGCUGGAGCUGGGCGGCGGCGCCCUCCAUCUCCUCCUCCGAGGCCUCCCCGGGCCCCUGGCUCGGGCCCAGCCUGCCGCUCCGCCAUGCCACGGAGGAGGCGCAGGAGCCGGGUGAGUGCCCUGGAGGGCGGCCGGGGGGAAGAGGCGCCCCCGGAGGCUGCGGCUGUGCCUUCGGCGCCGUUAACGUCCCCGCAGCAGACGGAGGCGGCGGCGGCGGAGCGGAUUCUGCUCCGGGGCAUCUUCAAGAUCGGGAGGGGCAGCUGUGACGUGGUGCUGAGCGAGCGAGCCCUGCGGUGGCGGCCCAUCCUGCCCGAGCGCCCGGCGGGUGAUUCUAAGUAUGACUGGCUAUGUAAAGAAGAAUUUAUUGAACUGAAAGACAUAUUCUCUGUGAAACUGAAACGGCGUUGUUCUGUUAAACAGCAGAGAAGUGGUACUUUAUUAGGUAUCACACUCUUCAUUUGCUUGAAAAAGGAACAAAAUAAACUAAAGAAGUCUACACUUGAUCUUAUUAAUUUAAGUGAAGACCAUUGUGACAUAUGGUUUAGACAGUUCAAGAAAAUAUUGGCAGGCUUUCCAAACAGACCGAAGUCAUUAAAAAUAUUCCUUAACCCCCAGAGUCACAAAAAAGAAGCUAUCCAGGUUUAUUAUGAGAAGGUUGAACCUCUGUUGAAGCUUGCAGGAAUAAAAACUGAUGUAACAAUACUGGAAUAUGAAGGGCAUGCUCUGUCACUGCUCAAGGAAUGCGAACUCCAGGGAUUUGAUGGUGUUGUCUGUGUUGGUGGAGAUGGAUCUGCUAGUGAAGUAGCCCAUGCUUUGCUUCUGAGAGCCCAGAAGAAUGCUGGGAUGGAAACAGACCGAAUCCUGACACCUGUCAGAGCACAGCUUCCACUUGGCUUAAUACCAGCAGGAUCUACCAAUGUAUUGGCACAUUCUCUUCAUGGAGUUCCUCAUGUGGUAACUGCAACAUUGCACAUUAUAAUGGGGCAGGUACAGCUGGUCGAUGUCUGCACCUUCAGCACCACUGGAAAGCUUCUUCGCUUUGGGUUCUCAGCCAUGUUUGGCUUUGGUGGAAGAACUUUGGCUCUGGCAGAAAAAUAUCGAUGGAUGUCCCCUAACCAAAGGAGAGAUUUUGCUGUCGUUAAGGCACUGGCAAAACUUAAGCCAGAAGACUGUGAAAUAUCAUUUUUACCAUUUAACAGCUCUGAUGAUGUGCAAGAAAGGAGGGAACAGGGAUCUCCCAAAUCUGACUGUAAUGAUCAGUGGCAAAUGAUCCAGGGUCAGUUCUUGAAUGUCAGCAUUAUGGCAAUUCCUUGCCUGUGUUCAGUGGCACCUAGAGGCUUGGCACCGAAUACCAGGUUAAAUAAUGGAAGUAUGGCUCUUAUAAUUGCCCGAAACACUUCCCGGUCAGAAUUUAUAAAGCACCUGAAAAGAUAUGCCAGUGUAAAAAAUCAGUUUAAUUUUCCAUUUGUUGAGACUUACACUGUUGAGGAAGUAAAAAUUCAUCCAAGAAAUACCAGUGGAUAUAAUCCAGAGGAGGAGGAUGAAACUGCUUCAGAAAAUGGGUUCCCUUGGAAUGUAGAUGGCGAUUUAAUGGAAGUUUCAUCAGAAGUCCAUAUUAGAUUGCAUCCAAGACUUAUCAGUCUUUAUGGAGGAAGCAUGGAAGAAGUAAAUGAUUCCAAAGUCACCUGUAAUUGCUUCUAAAGCCUAAAAUAGACAUUGAAUCAGCUGCUGCCUGAACCAAGGGAGGAAAAUGGACAGAACUGGUAGAAAAGGAGAAGACUAGAAGGAAUGCUUUCUAGAAUUGAGCAAGGCAUGAGGAAGAACAACUACGUCUCCCAGCAAGUGCAUGGCACUAAAAUCCAUUGGACUAAAAUUAAAUUCUGAAGUAGCUGGUCACCUUCAUCAAUAACCAGGCCAAGUUAAAAACAGAAUUGGAAAAAUGCUUCAUCCUCCUGUGUAUUACAAAGUAUAGAUUACUGCAAAUCCACACAUAUGCGUGAGUUCAAGUCCUGGCACUGCCGGCAGUUCUUCUGGGUGGGCAGUAAUUUAGCAUUUUUAAGCCUCAGUCAUCCAAUCCCAUACUACUUACCAUUCAGUGAAGAUCUGGCUUAUGUAUACUGUACGAAAUCCUUAGAAUGUUUCAAAUAUGAAGUAUUUGAGGCAUAAGGAACUUAUUCAAAGGCCACAGCUAGAAUGCUCUAUAGUCUUGAAACAAUUUCAAAUUUCUACACAGUUCAUUCUUUUCCCAUUGAGAGGGUCAGAACAGCUAGGUGCUGUAGGAAAACUUUCAGUUACAGCAUGUUAUUUUAUUAACUUUCCCCAAAGACAGAACAGCUAGGUGCUGUAGGAAAACUUUCAGUUACAGCAUGUUAUUUUAUUAACUUUCCCCAAAGACAGAAGUUCUUAGAUAUCUAGGAAUUUAAAAUUUGGAAAAAUUAGCUCAAAGUAGAGAAGUAUGU